Anopheles gambiae (African malaria mosquito) is the source of this 2847-nucleotide messenger RNA. RefSeq names its product phosphatidate cytidylyltransferase, photoreceptor-specific (gene Cds). The coding region runs from base 823 to 2226 and encodes 467 amino acids. The transcript is spliced from 8 exons. The record is from RefSeq and is a predicted model, not a curated record. Lineage: Eukaryota; Metazoa; Arthropoda; Insecta; Diptera; Culicidae. Gene Ontology annotation, cellular component: endoplasmic reticulum membrane. Gene Ontology annotation, molecular function: phosphatidate cytidylyltransferase activity.
AACAAAUUGGCUGUUGUCAAACAGUGGGCUCUCGGAAAAGUUACAAAAGUAUUUCCAUUUAAAAUCCCUUCAAAAGCGAAUGUGAAGCCCCAAAACACACGCACACACGCGCUUUUCCAGUGCAAAAGCCCAUUGCAAUACCGCGAAAACAGAAAGAGAGAGGAGAGGAAGAAAAGCGCUCCCAGCACGGCGCACGCACGACGCACGCACUUCCCUGCAGACGAUGACACAGAACGUACCGAGAACGGCCGUCCGUCGUACCCUGUAGCCAGCGCCGUCUGUGUUGAGCCGUCGUCUAUUGUUUUGCGUGCUGCCAGCCAGUGCAGUUCGGUCUUUCGGAGCGUCCGCGGCUUUCCCGUUCCGUUCGGAUCAGCAGUGCGGAAAAUUCUUAAACCCACCCAACCACAAACCCCGAAGAUACCGACCGAGAUCAAUAACCCCGUCCGUGGAAAGUGUACGAGCGUUUGUGUGUGUGUGUUUGUGUUUGGUGGCCAGUUCCGGUGGCCAAGCUUGUGCGCCUGUGUGUGUGUGUUUGUGCGCGCGCGUUUGUGUACUUUCCGCUCGGCCGUCGGUGGGGUGGGUUUCUUUUUUUCUUUUCUAUCGGAGCAACCAAAGCUACUCACACACAACAUACACAUAGUAGAGUAACCCGUCGGUGGCUGUCUGGUGUGGAAGUCGCAAAAGUUCUUUCCUUCCACCUGUUCUGGGUGUGUGGGUUGCUGUGUGCGACGAGUGUACAGCGAGUGAUUCGAUCGGCCCAGUGUUUAAAGUCCAAGUGCGCGAGGACAUCAGUCCGAACGGUUGAACCAAAAUAAAAGCAGCAUGAGCGCGACCGACGGUGGAGGUGCCGAGCUGAGGCGAAGGUUACUAGCGGAAGGGGAUGCUGGUCAGCAGCAGCAACAGCCACAGGAAAGCCCUAAACAGCCGCAACAACAACAACCGCCGGAGUGUGCUACCACGGAAAACUCGGACCAUGUCGAUUCGGAAACCGAAACCGAGGAGCGAAUGCCGGACGAGAAGUACGUCGACGAGAUGGCCAAAAAGCUUCCCCAGGGAACGAACAAAAUGCCCGAGGUGCUGGGCUAUGUGCUAAGCGGACUGCCCGAUAGAUGGAAGAACUGGGUGAUACGUGGCAUCUUUACUAUGAUUAUGAUCAGCGGCUUCUGUCUCAUCAUCUACGGCGGUCCGUUAGCGCUGAUGGUUACGGCUUUAGCCGUGCAGGUGAAAUGCUUCCAGGAGAUUAUCUCGAUCGGCUACUCCGUGUACCGCAUCCACGGACUGCCCUGGUUCCGCAGCCUCUCCUGGUACUUCCUGCUUACGUCCAACUACUUCUUCUACGGCGAAAAUCUGGUCGACUACUUCGGUGUUGCAGUGAGCCGUGUGGACUCGCUACGUUUUCUAGUCAAGUACCAUCGCUUCCUGUCGUUCUGUCUGUACUGCAUCGGCUUUGUCUGGUUCGUGCUGUCCCUGGUGAAGAAGUACUACAUGAAGCAGUUCAGCCUGUUCGCCUGGACGCACGUGGCGCUGCUGAUCGUCGUCACGCAGAGCUACCUGAUCAUACAGAACAUUUUCGAAGGGUUGAUCUGGUUCAUCGUGCCCGUGUCGAUGAUCGUGUGUAACGAUGUGAUGGCGUACAUGUUUGGGUUCUUCUUUGGCCGCACACCGCUGAUACAGCUCAGCCCGAAGAAAACGUGGGAAGGCUUCAUUGGCGGUGGGUUUGCGACGGUCAUCUUUGGUCUGAUUGCGUCGUACUUCCUGUGCCAGUUCCAGUUCUUCGUCUGCCCGAUCGAGUACUCGGAGACGGAGGGACGCAUGAUCAUUGAGUGUGAGCCGAGCUAUCUGUUCCGGCCGCAGGAGUACAGCAUCGCAUUGUUUGGCGCAAGCAAAACGAUCACGAUGUAUCCGUUCCUCCUGCACUCGCUCUCGAUGAGCAUCUUCAGCUCGGUGAUUGGACCGUUCGGUGGCUUCUUUGCUUCCGGAUUUAAGCGUGCGUUUAAGAUUAAGGAUUUCGGCGAUAUGAUUCCCGGACACGGUGGCAUUAUGGAUCGUUUCGACUGUCAAUUCUUGAUGGCAACGUUUGUAAACGUUUACAUCUCCAGCUUCAUCCGUUACGCUUCCCCGCAGAAGCUGCUAAACAUGGUAUACAAUCUUAAGCCCGAAGAGCAGCUGCAGCUGUUCAAUCAGCUAAAGGACAGCCUGGAAGAGCGAAACAUUAUAAACCUUUAAGUUGCCCGAAGCCGAGCGCAAAACAAGUGUGUGUGUGUUACCCCCCGCUACCGCGCUGCUCGUCGCCUGUUAUUUGUUGUAUUAUGUGUUUUUGUGAAUGGUUUUUUUUUUCGCUGUUCAUUAGUGUUUUUGUUUGUGUUUGUUUUAACACCUUAGUUUAUUUAAAUACCAUUUACGUUUUUUUUGCCAUUCGGAAGCAAUGGAAGAAAGAGAAAAGAAAGCAAAAAACCCCGACACCAAUGCUCGAAAAUGGGAAAUCAGCAAACGACGCUUUAUUUUGGUGAUGCUGCUGUUUUGUGUAAGCGAGAGAGAGACUAAUCUUACCAUUUAUAUGUGUAUGAUCUAAUAACUAUUACGUUUGGCUACUCCGAACGUGUAUCGGCACUAAGACUAAGAGCUUUGAAGAAGGGAGGGAAAACCAGGCCAAACGAGAGAGAGACCCUCCCAGUAGCGAAACCAAUCAAACCACGAUGAUCUCGCUAGUUCGCAAUCAGUGCUGGGGGGGUUUGGAAGAAUGAUAUCGCCCCGGCUACACAAGUAUUCUGCUAGGAGGCGUGUGUGGCAAACGAUAGAUGAUACACAUUUUCUGUACGCAGAGUUUCUUAUUUGCUUUUUUUUUUU